Molecule: messenger RNA, 683 nt
Organism: Arabidopsis lyrata subsp. lyrata
Lineage: Eukaryota; Viridiplantae; Streptophyta; Magnoliopsida; Brassicales; Brassicaceae
Product: GTPase IMAP family member 6
Exons: 3
Coding region: 90-569 (159 amino acids)
Molecular function (GO): GTP binding
Source: RefSeq, a predicted model, not a curated record
UCAUUCUCCUUUUCAAAAGAUAUUAUUUCAUGAUGUUUUUUUAAUGGGUGCUUGCCUGCCUGCAUGCAGAAAUUGGUGGUGAUCAGAAUAUGGCUGCUCGGGAAUUGCCCUCCGUUACAGAUAUAGUUCUAGUAGGGCGUAAUGGCAAUGGAAAGAGCUUCACCGGAAACACCCUCCUUGGUGAAAAACUCGACAUAUCAAAAGCAGAUGCAGGAGGUGUUACCAUGGAAGAAAAUGAUAAGCUCAAGGAAAAAAAAAGGGAAAUCGAAUCUAAGAGCCUUUCGGAAGCAGAGGUAAUAGCGAUGAAAGAGCAGUCACGGAUGGAGCAUGAGCAUACUAUGAAUAUGAUGGCACACGAAGUGGAGCAUGCGCUAAAACAAAAUGCGGAAACACAUGAAGAAGAGACGCAGCAUCAUGUGAUUGAUGUCUCCGAAGUACUAAUUAUAAAAGAUCGGCCACAUAGGUUUGGUGUGAUUGUUGCACAACUUUCAAAUCAUCAUCUACUACUGUUUUGUAUGUUCUAUUGUUUUUGUUUCUUCUACUUUUGCAUUUUCCCAACUCUUUUGUAAUGUUAGUGUCAAGGAUCAAGGAUGUCUUGUCUCCACACCUGUAUAAGUAUGUGUCUACUAAAACAUUCAAAAUCUGUAAUUGGAAUCAUAGGAAUUUGUAGAGACAAAAAAAAA